Molecule: messenger RNA, 1242 nt
Organism: Malus domestica (apple)
Lineage: Eukaryota; Viridiplantae; Streptophyta; Magnoliopsida; Rosales; Rosaceae
Product: septum-promoting GTP-binding protein 1
Molecular function (GO): GTP binding; GTPase activity
Source: RefSeq, a predicted model, not a curated record
GGCAAAUCCACAAUAAAAUACCGGUCAACCGUCCAUCACCCCCCUCCGCAGGCUGCUACUCAGUCUCCUUCCGACCUUCCUACCAUUUACAGUUGUUUGUUAAAAAGAUCAUCACGUUUUAUGCUUCCUACCAAAUUACCAAACACAGAAAAUCAUGACAAAUUCCAAAUUCAAUGUUCACAACUACUCGUGAAGAUUACUACAAAAGAUGAAACUGCAGCUUAGUCGAAAAAUUGUUCACGUUAAUUUUAGGUGGUGCAUACUCGACCGGGUUUCGAUUAUCCGGGGGUUUUUCAGAUUCAUCUGGGACAGGCUUCUUGCUUGUUCGAUAGGGAAGCCGGCGGCCAGGUACCGGAGAUUGCCCAGCGGAGCUUUCUCGCCGCCACCGGAAGUUUUGGAGGGAGUUAUGGUGGUGGACAAUCCCACAAGUACUAGUUGUAACGUGUAUGAGACGGAUGCGGAUUUGGUGAGCUUGAAGAUCAGUUUGCUGGGUGAUUGCCAGAUUGGAAAGACAAGUUUUAUGAGCAAAUAUGUUGGGGAUGAGCAAGAAGAUAGAUAUUUGCAGAUGGCAGGAGUAAAUUUGAUGGAUAAAACGUUGAUUGUUCAAGGCGCUCGGAUUUCGUUUAGCAUUUGGGAUGUCGGAGGUGACCAGAGUUCGAUAGAUCAUGUUCCAAUAGCCUGUAAAGACGCAGUAGCAAUUUUGUUCAUGUUUGAUCUUACUAGUAGGUGCACACUAAACAGUGUUAUUGGAUGGUACUGUCAAGCAAGAAAAUGGAACCAGACAGCAAUUCCCAUACUAAUUGGGACCAAAUUUGAUGAUUUUGUGAGACUUCCUCCAGAUCUGCAAUGGACAAUUAUAACCCAGGCCAGGGCUUAUGCAAAGGCUAUGAAGGCGACCCUUUUCUUCUCGAGUGCAACCCACAACAUCAAUGUGAACAAGAUUUUCAAAUUUAUCUUGGCCAAGCUUUUUAAUUUGCCAUGGAAAGUUGAGAGAAAUUUGAAUAUUGGAGAGCCAAUCAUCGAUUAUUAAAAUUUAAAAGUGUAUUUUCUUUAGCCACUCAUUCCGUGUACAUAUUUUCAGGAUAAAAAAGAGAAAUGAUAACCACAUGCAUACUUUGUUCAUUGUUUUCGAUUGAUUUAUUCAAUCGGAUGAACUGAAAUAAGGAAGAGUGUGUUAGAGUACAAAAAUAUUAUGUGGUUAUUAAUAUCAUUUCUCGAAAUAUAGAGAAAGGAUUUAUGUUG